GUUCACCAGCCUUGCAUCGCACUUGUGUGUCGAACCUGCGAAUACAAAUCGGAGAGAAGAAGACGACAGCAGCAUCAUGCAGUUUCAUGGCUUCUGGUACGUUUCGAUUGGUUGAUGGGCUCGGGGUGCCGUGUCUCUCGGUUGGGUGGUUCUGUCCCUGACUCGAUUUGUUUCUKCUCGUAUUGUUUUGCGCUCGCGUUGCACCCUCUAGUUCGUAUCCACACGGUGGCUGGGCCAUCGCCGGCCUCAUUGUUUCGUCCAUCUGCGCCCUGGCCGCCACCAUGUGGGGGAUGGCCUCGUGCCGGAUGGUAUAYAUUGACUACACGACCGACCGCGGAGAUUUUAGCGACUUYUUCAAGGACCCCACGGCCGAUGGAGAUCCGGUCCUGCAGCGGGUCGGUGCCGGACUCUUUACCUGGCUAGUUCCGUACGCCGACGACAAGAGCGGAAACCGGAACACGGACUGGACCUACGGGCAGUGCGCUGGCUUUUCCGAGAGCCAGAGGGCAUUUUUCACCGACGACGUGUUCGAGGUGGCGCGCAUUUUCGCCGUGCUGUCCGUCCUGGGYGGGAUGGGAUCGGUCCUGGCCGUCUUCUUUUUGUCGUGCAUGUCGCUGAGGCGCUUCCAGAUAUGGAUGCUGAGCACAAUACUCGGGCUGAUCCCUAUUUUUGUCGGCCUGACCUUUAUCGUGCUGCAAUCGCAGCUGUGCAACGGGCUGACRACCUACCAGGACGASUCCUAUGAAACGACCUGCACCGUMGACCAGGGCGGCCUGGUGAUCGUUGCAGCGGCUAUUUUCUGGACCGUGGCCUUUUUGAUCAGCGUCGUGUACAUUAAGGAUCCGAAGUGGGACGUCGGCAUCCGGGACGGAGAAAUCACCAACGCCUUUGAGAUGAGACAGGAGGAACGCUAUCGCCGGGAAAAGGAACGAAAGGAAAAGGCACAGCGGAAGCGGGAAGAAAGGCAGCAACGACGUGUCAACCGCCGAUUGAAGGGAGACGGCGACGUGAACGAUUUGCACCUGGAUCAGGACAUUUCCGAUCUGGACGACGACGGGGAGGUGUAGGCAGAAAGACGCGAGGCAAAAGAAAUAACUUCUUKGGAUAAUUUGUGACAAAGACGACGCAAGAAAAAGCUAGAUUUGCA
Molecule: messenger RNA, 1147 nt
Organism: Pseudo-nitzschia multistriata
Lineage: Eukaryota; Bacillariophyta; Bacillariophyceae; Bacillariales; Bacillariaceae
Source: the annotation of a GenBank genome assembly